Molecule: messenger RNA, 1387 nt
Organism: Raphanus sativus (radish)
Lineage: Eukaryota; Viridiplantae; Streptophyta; Magnoliopsida; Brassicales; Brassicaceae
Exons: 1
Coding region: 114-686 (190 amino acids)
Source: RefSeq, a predicted model, not a curated record
GUAUAAAGCCACAACCUUCGUCUUCUCCGUCCUCCACCACAUAUGUAUUAUUCUAUCAUCUCUCCUCUUCUUCCUUCUAAUUUAUUUCCUCCUCAAGAAAUAUUCUUGAAACAAUGGGCGUAGCUGUUCUAAAUCCACAGGACUGUCUGAAACAACCUUUCUCCCACAUGAAAUACCCUCGUAACCAUACCGUAUCAUGCCCCAACAGGCAGAAAAAACCGGUUUCAAACCGAACACGCCGGAGUCCUCCACGUAACCAGACCACCAGAUCUCCUCCCAAAGCGCCUCCUCCUCCUCCUCCUCAACGCUCUGCCGUAUCUUCUUACGUCCCAAAGGGAACGGUUAAGAAGAGUCCAAUCGCUGGUCAGGUUAGAAUCCUGAAGCGCGGAGAGGAGAUCCCUAAGAAGACAGCGGAUUUGGUCGUGGAAAAGCCAGAUCUGGUCUCUACUCAGCGGAUCGGACCAGAUCCGUGUCUGAUUCCAAGCCAGAUCCGUCUCUCCGACCGCAAAUCGAAGAAAGCCACCGUUCCCCCGUUUUACGCAGGUCCCGUGACCAUGGCCUCGCCGCCUCCGAGCGACGUCCCUCUCCCUGCGUUCUUCACCACCACGAAGAAGAGCGUCUCUUUGUUCCAAGCCGCCGAGGCUACCAACCGUCUCAUCAGUAUCCUCGGCAUCGUCGUCGAAUGAAGGCGUAUGUAUGUAUGUCUCCUCUCCGACCGACCGAUGAUAUCCAUUUCUAUUUCAAGUGUUGAACGUUUUCAAAAUUUCCCGAUCGUCCGAUUCGAAUCUACAACAAAGCAUCUACAGAUCCGACGAAUCUUAGAAGACGAGGAAACAAACGCCAUCUUCGUUAUGAACCAUUUUCGAAUCUUCCCUUAUUUUUUCAAGGGGCAAGGUCGAAAUAUCUUUCUUAACAGGUCUUAGUUUCUCUUUUCUUAGGGUUUAGUGUUUGUGUAGGAAGUAUUUGUUUUCUUAGGCUUUUGUAAUUUCUAAGUAAUCUGCGUCUGUCUUUCGGGUUUCAAUUCGGUUUUUUUAGUCCUAAGUUCCUCUGGUAAAUUAUAGGCUCGCUUUUGUGUUUUCUUUUCUUUAUUAUCGAGUCUCUUGUUAUUCCUAAAGGGUCAUAGAGGUGUAGCCUACUGGUAAUUACCCUUUCGUUGUGUAUGCCCAGUAUUACAGUUCUAUGUAUUUAAUAGUAGUUGUUUAAGGUCGUCAUAGAGGUGUAGCUACUGGUUAAUUACCUUUGCGUUGUGUAUGCCCAGUAUUACAAUUCUAUGUAUUUAAUAGUAGUUGUUUAAGGUCAGUCGAGUUUGAUUUGUAAUAUGAACUUAUGUUUCGAUGUAAGCAGUAUUGCAGUUCUCUAUCUAUAUAAUAUUAUCGUUUUUCAUUUC